UUAACUUGAUCUCCCCAAUUCAUCUCAAGUGCACUUUGGCAACUGCGAUCAUGGAGAACGGUGAGAAGACAUCUGGACACAAACACAAGUCGAACUCCCACGACACCGUGUCGACUACCACGGAGGACAGUUCCACAAGGGAUGGAGUUGCCAAUCCACCUGGACCUCCUGCAUCUAAGCCGCCUUAUUCAUACGUGGCUCUCAUUGCCAUGGCCAUCAGAGAGAGCGAGGACAAGAAACUAACACUGAAUGACAUCUACAGCUUCAUUGUUUCCAAGUUUCCGUAUUACGAGAAUAACAAAAAAGGAUGGCAGAACAGCAUCAGACACAACCUGAGCCUGAACGAGUGCUUCGUGAAAGUGCCCCGGGACAGCGGUGGGGAGGGGAAAGGCAAUUUCUGGACGCUGGAUCCUGCGUUCGAAAAUAUGUUCGAGAAGGGGAAUUACAGGCGCAGGCGGCGCAUCAAGAGACCCUACAGACCACCCACCUUAACGUAUUUACCUGGAACUUCGGGGUUUAAUUUGACAGAUUCAUAUUGCCUGCAACAGGAGCCCGUUUACUGGCAAACCCCGUUCGUCAGCAGCGCCACCACCGCCUGGAGUCAACACCAACCCAGCUCUCCAUCGCAGCUUGCUAACUUCCAGCACCUGCAGCCCAUGUUCGGCAACGCGCGUCCUCUGUCUCCAAACGAUUUCGCCAACUCUCCCGUGAGUUAUUAUCACGGUCAUCCUCACAUCCUCCCGUCCUACAGGGCGUAUCAGCGGCAUCCGAACGCUCUGGUGCCUCUGAGCGCGCGCACGUACAGCGGGAUGACGCCGCCGGUGAGUCCGGGCGGAAGCUCCAUCGCCACCUGCAGCUAUCAGCAGCCUCACAGCAGCCACCCUGAACUGGUGCAUCAUGCAUUCGAAUGACGAAUUACAGACUAAUGUGGAUCCAUAUUUGAUAUUUUCAAAUCAUAACAUCAGUGUUUCUUGAUGUUAAUCCCUGGAAAUAGUAAAAGUGUUAAGUGGUCGGAAAUAAUGUUUCUGAAUUUGGAGACUUGGAUAGGCUAUUAAAAGUAAAGUAUGUACAUAACAUAAAGUAUGUCGGAUAAGAAAAACAACAUUUGUUGAAUUUGUUAUUAUUUUGAGUAAAAUUAAGUUCUGAAAUGUCUAUAUUUUUACAAGGUUGCAAACCAAACAUAAAUUUCUACAUUAGUUUAAUAAUUAAUAGGCUACAUUGAAAGUGAUGGGUUUACAGUUGGAUCUUAAUAAAUUACAUACUUUCCAAUGUUUAUUAAUAGUUACGUUGAAACUGUUUUCCUCAUUAAAUUCAGCAAAUGUUUACAGAAAGCAUCAAGCAAGUUAAGCAUAUUUAUUUUGCCAUAUGUUGAGCUAUAGUUGACUGAAGUUCUUAACUUUUUGAUAGCAUUUUACUGUGUAGAAAAGUUAUUGCUUAGGACAGAUGAGGUGGACCGUUUUUAAACUCUUUGCACACCUGCAUGCUUUACAAGAGUUCCUUAUCUAUUCAGAGGUAUGUUUUCUUUGAAGACGCGUUUUUAUAUUAAAUAGACAUGUUUAUUGUCUGUAUUCGUUUGGAAAUAUUUUUCUAUGUAAACUUGUUCAGGUUUUUCU
Messenger RNA from Xyrauchen texanus (razorback sucker), 1613 nucleotides. RefSeq names its product forkhead box protein L2-like. The record is from RefSeq and is a predicted model, not a curated record. The coding region runs from base 51 to 911 and encodes 286 amino acids. Lineage: Eukaryota; Metazoa; Chordata; Actinopteri; Cypriniformes; Catostomidae. Gene Ontology annotation, molecular function: RNA polymerase II cis-regulatory region sequence-specific DNA binding; DNA-binding transcription factor activity, RNA polymerase II-specific. The transcript has a single exon. Gene Ontology annotation, biological process: cell differentiation; regulation of transcription by RNA polymerase II; anatomical structure morphogenesis.